AUGGACUUGUUCGUGGACUACCUGGAUUCACAGCUACAGUCUCCCGAGGAUUACGACCUGCUAGUGUCGCGCGAAGAAUCACAUCGUUCCGUGAAGUCGCACCUAAAUAAGCUGAUUUCGGCGGCCAGCGAUGCCGCGAAGGCGUCCAACCUCUUGCCAACGGACGAUGAGUACUCCAUUUACGUGAAUAAUCCGGCCUUUUCGUCGCGUCUGUCUGAGCUCUCGGCUAAGUGUGCGGAGGCCUUCUGCUGCGUAGACCCCCUCUUUCGCAAGAUGGAGAUGGACGACUACGACGACCCGUGUUCGUACCAGGCCAUGGAAGCGUUGUCGAAAGAGAUUUCCCUGGGACUCAACGUCCAUCACAACGAUCCCAACCAGCGGAUCUCGGCCUUCCGGCGGGAUAGCGGCGGGAAGGCGAAACGUAAGGUGCCUCCCAAGGGCAUAGCCUCCAGGAAGUCACCCGAACCCCCGGAGAGCAGCCUGCAGUGUGACCCUGAAGCCCGCCUGGAGCAGCUUCCGCUGGAGAUCGAUGUCGACCUGUACAAGCGCGUGUGCAAUCACCAGCAGUCCCGCUGGGCGCAUUUGAUCGACAACUUCAGCCUGAGUCAGAUGUCAUCACAUCGACGCCCGAAAUUCAACCCAAUAGAGCCCUGCGUGACGAAGGGUGUGAAGCUGUCGGAACCGGAGGGCCCUCCUACGUCCGACACCGGCGUCCAGCGUCGGUUCGUGCCCAUGUUGUACCCGACUGGUGAUUAUUUGGAGAACUACCAGUGCAACAAGGCCCGGGCGGCCGUCUUGCCGCACCCGUACACGGCUGAGAUUAACGCCCUCGAGUGGAGCAACACCGAGCAGGAGCACUCUCACCGCGGGCGCAAGACGCUCGGUGGCGGCAGCCUUCUGGACCCUAAAAUUAACGUCAGCGGGCCAUCUACACCGUGUAAGGACUGCCGGAUGGUGCAGACUCUGCCGGAGUUGGAGAGCAUGAUCGCCGUCCUCAAGGGCUGCAACAUCGUCGCUGUGGACGUUGAGCACCACAGCGGCCAGAGCUAUCGCGGCUUCGUGUGCCUGGUGCAGAUAACGGGUGCUGGGGUGGACUGGGUUGUUGACCCCUUCGAAAUCUUCGACGAGAUGUGGCGGCUGAACGAGGUGACCACGGACCCCCGCAUCCUGAAGGUGAUGCACGGUGCGGAGAGCGACACGCUAUGGCUUCAGCGCGACUUCGGCGUCUACAUCGUAAACCUGUUUGACACCCUCAAGGCUGCCGACGUACUCGGACUCCCCUGUGGACACUCGCUCUCCUGCUUGGUGAAGUAUUUCCUGGACGUGCACCUGGACAAGUCCUACCAGUUGGCAGACUGGCGGGUGCGACCGAUACCGAGCGACAUGCUGACCUACGCGAGUGCCGACACACACUACCUGCUGGACCUGUACAGCGCCCUGAAGAACCGCGCGCUCGAACUCGACGCGCAGGAGUCCGCAGCCGGCGGAAUCGGCUGUGCGGACAACCGAAUCAUGCGCAUAAUGUUCCGGAGCCGUAAAGUCAGCCUCUGCCAGUACAAGGAGCAUGCGUUUAACGAAGUCAUCCGCAGCCUUCAGGCCCUGCGCAAGUGCCGCCAAUCCCUCAAUAGGGUCGACCACCUGUCGCUCAACAUCAUGAUGAACCUGAUGUCGUUGCGUAACUACGCAGCGCGCGUUUUGGACGAAAGCGAGCAGUUCGUGCUGCCCGACUACGGUGCAGUUGCGAUGUCAUUGGCGGGCGAUGCGAAGAACGCCAGCGAGGUGUUCCUCAGGUCGGCGACCAAGCGCAUGAACAUGCUGCAGCACGAGAUCCCAUACGUGGUGAAGCUGCGCAACACCAUGAAAGACGCGCUAAGUUGGCUAGAUACUACGGGCGAAGAUUUGUCUGAGCCUAUUCCCCUGGCAACUGUCAUCGACAGGAUGCGUCAGCCACCGAGGAGUGCCUCUCCGCCUGAGAAGACCAGCGAUUCCGCUACGCACGCAAAGGCCAGUAAACCCAAGCGUGGUGAUAAGGGGCGCUCGCGCAGUGAUAGUGGUACUUUACUGGGUACGGGUCCGAAGCCUAGUGGUAGUGCUCCCAAGGCGCCCAGCACCCUGGGCGGCACUGUGGAGCCUACUGGAGGCAGCGGAUCGAUCUAUGCCCCGUUCAGCAGCGUUGCUGCCCAAGCUGCUGGCAGUGUUCCCCCUUCGUCCGCUAAUGUUUCCCUGAAUUCGAGAGGCGAUAAUACCAGCAGUGGCGGCGUGCCCUCCGACGACGUUGACACCACGGCGGUUUCCGAGGCUACGGCAUCGGCAGGUUCGGGUGACAUCUCAGUGACCGCGGCGAAAGAUAAGGGAAGCGCAAAAGUCGCGGCAUCGGCCGCCAAGCUCAAGAAGCGCCGAGCCAAGCGCCGCCUACGGCCCAGUCAGUCCACGCAGCUUGCGGCAGAUGCCGCGCCUGAUGCUGCCACUCAGCCCGCGGCUGUUACCGCAAAAGUGAACAAGGGUGACGCUACAAGUAAGGGGGCUAAUAAAGUGAAGCCCAAGAAGAAGAAGAAGAAGGUCGCACCAAAGCAGGCGGCAACAGGUGAGUUAGAGUUAGACAAGGUUGCGGUCACGCCGAAAGUUAACGACAAAGCCGCGGCUGAACCCAAACCCGAAUCGCCGGCGGGGGUUCCUGGCACUGUGAAACAACGUCGCCAUCGCCGCAGACGUCGACGAGGCUCAUCGGCGUCAGAGACUUCAGUAGCUGCAGCGGCGCCAGGCCAAGAUUCCACCAACGCCGCCACACAUCCUCCAUCGUAG
Molecule: messenger RNA, 2802 nt
Organism: Babesia bigemina
Lineage: Eukaryota; Apicomplexa; Aconoidasida; Piroplasmida; Babesiidae
Product: exosome component 10, putative
Exons: 1
Coding region: 1-2802 (933 amino acids)
Biological process (GO): nuclear polyadenylation-dependent snRNA catabolic process; histone mRNA catabolic process; nuclear polyadenylation-dependent antisense transcript catabolic process
Cellular component (GO): nucleolus; nuclear exosome (RNase complex)
Molecular function (GO): nucleic acid binding; 3'-5'-RNA exonuclease activity
Source: RefSeq, a predicted model, not a curated record